AGUUAUCUUUUCGUAUACAUUUUCUCUUAGCUUUCAUUCCUCUAGGUCUAAGUUAUACACCCCAAUAACAGGCACAGAGACUGCGACACGAUGCAUGCUGCGUCUGACGCGUCCAAGGCAUCGCGGACGACGCGGUCCACCGUCGGCGUCAGCAACUCGACCGCCGGCUGCCUUCACACCUCCUCCGCCUCUCGUUAUUCGGUACGCAAUAAAAGCCACAUGACGUCGUCCACGCGUGGCAGCGGCGGCACGGCAGCCGCACGCGACGAGGCGAAGCGGCGCCUGCAGGACCUGAAGGGCGAGUUGGAGGGCGCCGUGCACGUGUUGGAUGGUGGUGUAAACCGCACGCCGCUGCCCCUGCAGCAGCAUCAGAGUCUUGUUGGUGGUCUGGCGUACGAAUCCCAAGGUGGCCCCACGCGACUGGACAUGACGCAGGACUCCAGCACUGCCGCCGCCCUGAUGAACGCCGAGAUCGGCGCCUCGUUUCUGCAGUCGUCAUUCAUGCUGGGCUCGAGCAUGCGGAACAACGCCCGAAAGCAGUCGUCCGUCAGCGCUGAAGCGGAGAGCUCGAUCACCGGCAUCAUCGGUGUUGGCGGCGGCGGCGGACAACGCAGUCGUCGCGGCGGGGACAGCAGCUCGAAAAGCAUGGAGUCCAGCACGUACUCCUUAUCUUUCGCGAACGACCGUCGUCUGACGGAGCAGUCGUCGUCGGUGAUCGACAGCAGCGCCUUCCGGACCAACAACACCGGCGGUGGUGGCUCCUCGGUGCUGCACCGGGGUAGCAGCACCUCGAACCAGAUUCCACACCUCGUGCAGCAGAACACGCUGUUGUCGGAGGCCGCGUAUGUGCAACCGGCGCCGCUGUCGGAGGAGAAGAAGGCGGCGUGGCGCAAGGCGAUCACGACGAUAACGUUGACCGAAACGCCCACAAUCUUCUUGUACAACCACCACGACGAAGCCGUGUCGAAGGAGGACGUCGAGGAGGUGGCGGCGGUGAAGGCACGCAACAAAGCCUACGCCGGGGUGGAGGAGGCCUAUCGCACCGAUGAGGGCACGCGCUUUCACAGCACCGGCGUCGCCACGAUGCGGGCCCCGUUGAAGUCGAUUCAAACCGAGGUGCACCCGCCGGCGAAGAAGGACAGCGGUGGUCUGCAGGUGACGACGUGGAUGCUGAAGGAUGCGUACGAGGCGGCGCUGGAGGGCAUGAACGGCGGUGACGACGACGAGAACGAUGAUGCGCAGCAGCAAAAGGAGGCGGCGGCGGCCGGCAGCGGCGGCGGCGACGUCGACGAUGUUCUGCGUGAGGACGGUGGCGGCGAUGAGGGGGCUGAUUUCGAGGUGGACGACGACGCGAACAGCGAGGAGGCGCAGUCCACAGUGUUGUCGUCCGACGAGGCGACGACGAACACGCCAUCGACAGCGGCAGAUGGGACGGCCAACGCUAAGACGGGCCUGGGCUUGUCGAAGCAGUGGAUGCUCGCCGACACCGUGUUGUCCACGCUGCGCGUGAUGGAGCGGGCGGUGGUGCAGAACUACAUGGAGGCUGCCCAGCUCGCCUACCGCGGCAUCGAGGUGGACCCGGCCAGUAGGCGCGUGCAGGGGAAAGCGAGCAGCGGCAACAAUCAGAACAGCAGCGGCAGAGGCGGCCGCGCUGCGGCGGCAAAGGGCGGAGCGGCGGCUCCCCCUCCGCUGCCGCCGUCGCCGGCCACCGCGCAAAAGCCGUUGCCUCCGCUCUCCGCCGAUGCUGCGGCCGGCGCGACGAAAGACACGAGGGACCUCGUGUCUGCUCCACAACAACUCGUGCCGCGCGGUGAGCGUGACAGUAAGCCAGACGCCGGGGCUGACGGCACGAGUGGGGGCGCCGCGACGGCGCCGACGAUAGUUCCUGGGUUCACCGUGGCGUUGCGGAUGAGCGAGGACGUGCGCUUCCUCUGGCGCUUCGGCUCGGGCCAGCUGACACGCAACCGCGGGGUUGCCUGCAUGACGUGGAACCGUCGGGAGCUGGACAUGCUGGCCGUUGGCUACACGGCGUGCCGCACCUCCGGCGCGCGUGCGAACCAACGCAAGAGCAAUGGCGCUGCCCCGCCUUCUUCGCAAAGUGCGGAUCCGAUCGACCUGGAUGUGAAUGAUGGCGGUAUGGUGCUGAAGCGGUCCAUGGGUCAGGAGGCGAAGGGCAUGAUCUGCUGCUGGUCGCUGAAGAACCCUCUCGCACCGGAGCUCAUCCUCUUCCUUUGUCACGAGGCGGACGUCACGGCCUUGGCCUUUUCAAGUGAGCGGCCGAGUUUGCUGGCGGUGGGCAGCAGCGCUGGUGAGAUCGUUGUGUACGACAUCCAACGGGAUGUGGUCUACCCUUCCAUUGCCCCGGCCGCCGGCGCCACUGCAGGGCAGCACACGGGCGCCAUCUGGGAGCUGCAGUGGGUCCCAAAGGGAAAGGAGCACGGUGAGUUUCUCACUUCCAUUUCGGCUGAUGGACGGGUUGUGCAGUGGGCGGUGGGGAAGUCGAUCGAGCGAGUUGCGCCGGACUUGAUGCACCUGCAGCGUCAGCCGGGGACGCAGGUGGAGCAGGCUUUCGUGGACGGCGUGGCGGAGGCAGAGGCGGUGGCGGCGGCGGCGGACUCUGCGGUGGCGGCGGCGGGCGGGGGGAAGGGACGCGGGAAGCUGCGCCCGAGCCCGCCGCCGACGCAGGGCACGACAGGGAAUCCAACGAGCUCCAGCGGGGGACGGACGAAUGGCAGCCGAGGCAACGGUGGCGGGAAUAAAGACGCGGGCGGUGGCGGCGUUGCCGGCGAUGAGGCGGUGCUGUCGCGUCAGUGUGGCGGCAUGUGCUUUGAUGUCUGCCCGAUUGACACGGCCAUUUACGUGGUGGGCACCGAGGACGGCUCUGUGUUGCAGUGCAGCAAGAGCCAGACAGAGAACUACGACUUCGAGUACGAGUCCCACGCGGAGCUCGUCUACCGGGUGCGGUGGUCGCCGUACAGUGCGGCGUACUUCCUGACCUGCUCCGCUGACUGGACGUCGCGCCUCUACAAGGUCGGCACGAGCAAGGCCCAGCUCCGCUUUAACAGCGUGCGCCAGGACGCGGUGCAGGACGUGGCGUGGUCGCCCACAAACGCGCUCAUCUUCGCCACGGCCACGGCGCAAGGCAGUGCGGAGGUGUGGACGGUGGCGGAUGUGAUGUACCCACGCGACAGCAUCGAGUUUGAAGAUCACCGCCACCUCAGUGCAAUUCUCUUCGCGGAGCAGGAGACGCCGGUGCUCGUGGUGGGGGAUGAGGAGGGCGAUGUAACGGUGUUCUUGUUGGAGGGUGCGUGCUACACACGACAGGAUUUGACCGAUGAUGAGCAGGAAGUGUGGAUGGACGAGACGGUGCGGAAGCAGCUCACCUAA
Messenger RNA from Leptomonas pyrrhocoris, 3387 nucleotides. RefSeq names its product putative dynein intermediate chain. NCBI's taxonomy places the organism in Eukaryota, Euglenozoa, Kinetoplastea, Trypanosomatida, Trypanosomatidae. The transcript has a single exon. Gene Ontology annotation, molecular function: dynein heavy chain binding; dynein light chain binding. Gene Ontology annotation, biological process: cilium movement. The coding region runs from base 91 to 3387 and encodes 1098 amino acids. Gene Ontology annotation, cellular component: axonemal dynein complex. The record is from RefSeq and is a predicted model, not a curated record.